AACUCUGAUCGGUUGGUUGUUGUUGUUGUUUGGUUGGUUAUUGGCACUUUGUUUUGAUCAGAUCAGAAGUUAAGUCUACAAAAUCAUUUAAAUCAUGCCCAAAGUUGUUUCUCGAAGUAUAGUCUGCUCAGACACCAAAGAUCAAGAAGAAUAUGGAGAGGAGAAACCUUUGCACAUAUAUUACUGCAUUUGCGGACAGAUGACAUUAAUUUUAGAUUGUGCAAUUGAGAAGCUUCCACUUCGCAAAAGAGAUGGAUCUCGUGUCAUUGAUGGUUCAAAACAUGCGCAUAAAAUAACUUGUGAUCAAGAUGAAAUUGUACAUAUCAAAAGACCUGAGGGUAUUGAACGACAACAUCGUAUGAAAUGCAAAAAGUGUGGCCUAGCGUUGUAUUACAAACAUGAGGCUCGAAGCAACACUAACUUUAUUUUAAAAGGAGCUAUUGUAAAAAGCUCUGGGGAGGGACCAAAAAUGGAUAUUUAUAAUCAAGUAGCUGCUGUAGCUAAACCAAAGAAAAUCAUGGUGACAAAACAUACUAAAAAUAUGGGUAAAUUUAGUUCUGUCACUGUAUCGACCAUUGAUGAAGAAGAAGAUGAAAUUGAAGCUCGCGAGGUUGCUGAUUCUUAUGCUAAUAAUGCAAGAAUCAUUGAAAAGCAGCUAGAAAGGAAGGGAAUGAAUAAACACAAAAUGACAGUUCAACAGACUCAGGCAGAAAUAGAAGCAAAGAAGGCUCGUGUCAGAGGAACUCUGAUAGAUAAAUAAUUAGUUUGAUUCUGCACUUAAAAUUUGUAUUCUAUUUGUGUA
Messenger RNA from Frankliniella occidentalis (western flower thrips), 802 nucleotides. Its product is annotated as STING ER exit protein. Lineage: Eukaryota; Metazoa; Arthropoda; Insecta; Thysanoptera; Thripidae. The record is from RefSeq and is a predicted model, not a curated record. The coding region runs from base 95 to 760 and encodes 221 amino acids. The transcript is spliced from 4 exons.